AGAGCCGCCUCACACUGUAUCCGCAACCCGUUCCACAACCCAUUUUCCCUUUCAUUCCGGUUCACCUUCUCCAUCACCGGCAGACGGCGGUAAGUGGAGAACGAAGAUGACGGAAGUCGCGAGCAACGUUGUACACGAAAUCCUAGGCAGACGAGCUCAAGAUGUAGAUCAGCCUAUUAUCGACUAUAUUAUCAAUGUCGUCGCCGAUGAAGAUUUCGAUUUUGGGCACGACGGUGAAGGUGCUUUUGAAGCCCUUGGAGAGCUACUCGUCGAUUCCGGUUGUGUUACUGACUUCUCCGAAUGUCGUGCGGUUUGUAGCAAGUUGUCUGAGAAGUUAGAGAAGCAAGAAUUGGCUAAACCCCAACCGACGGUGAGAAGCUUAAAAAUGCCACUGAGAAUGUUUGAUGGAAUGGAUGAAGAGGAAGCUCCAAAGAAUAAAAAGCCAGAACCAGUUGAUGGUCCUUUGCUCACAGAACGUGACAAGAUUAAGAUUGAAAGAAGGAAGAGGAAAGAGGAACGCCUGAGAGAGGCAGAAUACCAAGAACACUUGAAAGAAGUGGAGGAAGUGAAAGCUGGUAUGCCUUUAGUGUGUGUGAGUCAUGAUGGUCAAGGUGAUGGACCAACUGUUAAGGAUAUCCGUAUGGAAAACUUCAAUAUAUCUGUCGGUGGUCGUGAACUUAUUGUCGAUGGUUCUGUCACACUUUCUUUUGGAAGACACUACGGUCUUAUUGGAAGAAACGGUACAGGGAAAACAACUCUCCUAAGGCAUAUGGCUAUGCACGCUAUCGAUGGUAUUCCCAGGAACUGCCAGAUAUUGCAUGUUGAGCAAGAAGUGGUUGGUGAUAAUACCUCAGUUUUGCAAUGUAUUCUUAACACUGAUAUGGAGAGAACCCAACUUCUGGAAGAAGAGGCUCAUCUGCUUGAAUUACAGAGAGUGACUGACUUAGAAGGUGAAGCUGCAAAGAGUGAUAAGUUGAAUGGGGGGAUCGACAAAAAUUCCCAAGCAAAAAGGCUUGAAGAGAUAUACAAAAGACUUGAUUUCAUUGAUGCUUACUCGGCUGAGUCACGUGCAGCAACUAUACUAUCGGGUUUGAGUUUCUCUCCAGAAAUGCAAAAGAGAGCGACUAAAACAUUUUCUGGAGGAUGGAGAAUGAGAAUAGCUCUUGCUCGGGCAUUAUUCAUUGAACCUGAUCUAUUGUUGCUUGAUGAACCCACGAAUCAUCUUGAUCUGCAUGCUGUCUUAUGGCUGGAAACUUACCUGGUGAAGUGGCCGAAGACAUUUAUAGUUGUCUCUCAUGCUAGAGAGUUCUUGAAUUCUGUAGUCACAGAUAUCAUCCAUCUACAAAAUCAGAAAUUGAGCACCUUUAAAGGAGACUAUGAUACAUUUGAAAGAACACGAGAAGAACAAGUUAAGAAUCAACAGAAGGCAUUCGAGGCAAAUGAACGCACAAGGGCGCACAUGCAGGUCUUUAUUGAUAAGUUCAGGUACAAUGCAAAGCGUGCAUCUCUUGUUCAAUCUAGAAUUAAGGCACUGGAACGUAUUGGUCGCGUGGAUGAAGUCAUCAAUGAUCCUGACUACAAGUUUGAGUUCCCUUCUCCUGAUGAUAGACCUGGCGCUCCUAUUAUAAGCUUCAGUGACGCAUCCUUUGGAUAUCCUGGGGGACCAAUAUUGUUCAAAAAUUUGAAUUUUGGAAUAGAUUUGGAUAGCAGAGUAGCAAUGGUUGGUCCUAAUGGUAUUGGAAAGUCAACAAUACUUAAGCUUAUUUCUGGGGAUCUUCAACCAACCUCAGGGACUGUUUUCCGCUCUGCUAAGGUCCGCAUUGCUGUAUUUAGUCAGCAUCAUGUUGAUGGGCUGGAUCUGUCCUCAAAUCCCCUCUUAUACAUGAUGCGUUGCUUUCCAGGAGUGCCUGAACAAAAAUUACGUGGUCAUCUAGGUUCAUUUGGUAUCACUGGAAAUCUUGCUCUUCAGCCCAUGUACACUUUGUCUGGUGGCCAAAAAAGCAGAGUUGCAUUUGCAAAGAUAACUUUCAAGAAACCUCACAUAUUGCUUCUUGAUGAGCCAUCAAAUCACUUGGAUCUUGACGCUGUGGAGGCCUUGAUACAAGGUCUUGUCUUGUUCCAAGGAGGCGUCCUGAUGGUCAGUCACGAUGAGCAUUUAACAUCUGGUAGUGUUGAUCAACUCUGGGCUGUCUCUGAGGGCAGGGUGAUGCCUUUCGACGGGACAUUCCAAGAUUACAAGAAAAUACUGCAAUCAUAAACGGUUCUAACAAAGGCUGCUGCUUUCUGAAGUGAACGAAGUAUUAUUAGUUUACCUAUGGCCUAAACCCCUACUUUAUAUGCAGAGACCACAUUUAAAAUUUCGAACGACCAAUGUCCUAAAAAAAAUAGUGUUUUUAUGCUACUACUUAUUUCUAUUUACACUGUCCAAAUU
Molecule: messenger RNA, 2431 nt
Organism: Solanum verrucosum
Lineage: Eukaryota; Viridiplantae; Streptophyta; Magnoliopsida; Solanales; Solanaceae
Product: ABC transporter F family member 3
Exons: 18
Coding region: 107-2257 (716 amino acids)
Molecular function (GO): ATP binding; ATP hydrolysis activity
Source: RefSeq, a predicted model, not a curated record